Molecule: messenger RNA, 2463 nt
Organism: Aureobasidium musti
Lineage: Eukaryota; Fungi; Ascomycota; Dothideomycetes; Dothideales; Saccotheciaceae
Source: the annotation of a GenBank genome assembly
AUGGACGCUAGACGAAACAGUGGCUCUUAUGCCAGACCAACCGGCUAUUUUACACAUCAUGAUCCUUAUCCAACUGUUCAUGUACCAAAAACUCGCAGCUUGGACGCACAGCAUGGUCCGAAUCGGCUAGAGACACUCCCACAACUCGAUACUCGAGGUGCUUCAACAAACAGGAAUACUGCCUUUGAUGAAACUCCUAUCUCGCCUGAAUAUGCAAAUCGCCAUCGUCCAAAACAUGGCACCGUCUCUGACAGAUCCCCUCUUCAAAAGCUGGAGGGCAAACUCGACGACAUCAGCAAAGAAGAGAAGAGAGCCCGGAUUGAGAAUACUGAGUACCGUGCUCGCCAAAAAUCAUCAGCGAAUCAGUCCCGAAGGGUUCACGCCGGACACCAGCAGACUUUGUCUCACAAUCCAGAUGCAGGCUACCGUCGUCAUGAACGGAGACAUUCGUCUGCGCCAUCGCCAGCAACACAGCACGACGGAAACAUGCAACAAGGACGAUCCUCGCUGGACUACGGAGGAACUUCCUCUCAUGUCGUUGAUCCAGAUGUAUUGAAUGCUAGCCAAAAAUUCAGGCGUGCCUCUGACGCUUUGAGAACACAGAAUCAAGCUCAACACACAGGGGAUGGCCGUAGCUAUCCCGACUAUUCAACACCGGCUGGAAUCCAGACUCAUCUCGAAAGAUCAAACUCAAAGAGCUAUCGCCAUCGAGCGCGUGACGCUGGCUAUGCUGGAGCCGCCGCCGCCGCUGCUAUGCCGUCCCCCCAAACCCAUGGACAUGAUGGCAUUGUUAGCCAGCAACGUGGUCAUCGCUCUUCUGGUCACCAUGAUGAAGCUCGCUUGGCCAGUCGUGCCAAAUCUCACAAUGCUAAUCAACCUACCGGCAACUUUCAAGGCCUGCCUUCAGGCCAGGAUAAUACUUCGCAUAUACCCGACGCCCAAAAAUCGCUGCAUACUUCGCGCGUAGGAGCGGGCGGAGGCCUAAGGGCUGCUAAUCAACACCAGGACCCGGAUCCUGUUCCACCCAAGUCCGUCAGAACUGACCACAAGCAUGGGCCUGCGUACAACAUUCCUCCUCAAACCGCUGGGGGACAGGAUGCUAGAGAAUAUGUGGGCUUCUCUAAUGUCCAGCCCCUAGCUCCUCAGGAAAAUCAAUCUGCGAAACGUCACCAUCAUCACGGUAUCAGCAACUUGUUCCAUCGACAUCAGCAUGAGGGCGGGACCUAUCGAAAGAGACCCGAGCUACAAGAGUGGCGUCUGGGUGGAGUAGCAAGACUAUUCGCCGAAGAUCACAAUGUUCAAGACCCAGUAAAAGCUACUGCGAAUAGUCCCUGGUGGGAUGGUAGAGGAUCGCGAAAGAGUGUCUCAGCACAGGACGGCUCAGGGGCUUAUGACGGCACCUACGACGAACCCGCAAGAGUCUUCCAGCCNCCGCUCUUCCUAAAAUGCGGCCCAUUGUUGCGUUAUACUGGUAUGCGCCGAGAGAAAGCUUCGCAGACAAACCGUACUGGUCAUGUUGANAAAGAGAUCUGGAGAGGCACCGUGAUGAUUGUCACCCAGGAUGAGCACUCUUCAUAUGAGAAUAGCCCGACGCUUCGACUGUUUGCGCAAUCGAUGGAGUUGUUGCCACCACCGUCGGCAGAGCACCAACGCGAUCCACCGCCUGAAUACCUUGAUCCGAUAGCUGGUCAGAUGAAAAUCUCUCGAACUGGACAGCCACUUUCCGUGAGACCUGUCAGUGCUCUUGAGGAUUGUGUGGAUCUGUCUCGUGUGGACAACGAAUCUGGUCUGUUUGAGCGAACAAGAUCACUCGACCAAGAAUCCCAGCAAACUCACGGUCCUGACAACACGCGCAAUGGAUCUCGGAUCCGGGCUCGCGACGGCGAGAAGGCUGGCAAGUAUCGCGAAGUCAAGGCUGUUCGUCUACACAGAGAACGCGGUGUAACAUUUUGGCGAUUUAAUCUUGAGAUUGAACUUGGUCUGAAACAAGCGCGAGUUGCGUAUCGAAUUAAUCGAGGUCCAGCGAUCGGCUUCUGGGUCCCUGGGAGAGGCCAAAGUAUGAACAUCAUGUUCCAUUCUUGUAACGGUUUCAGCUUGUCCGUAAACUCGAAUGAGUUUACUGGGCCAGAUCCCCUUUGGCGAGAUGUUCUGAACAAACACCAAUCGAGGCCUUUUCAUGUCAUGCUUGGUGGUGGAGAUCAGAUCUAUAACGAUGCCGCCAUGCGUGAUACAACUUACUUCAAAGAGUGGUUGCAGACCAAGAAUCCGGAGCACAAGCACAGAGCCAAUUUCACAGAAGAAAUGCAAGACGAGCUAGAAACAUUUUACCUCGAUAGGUAUAGUAUGUGGUUCUCACAAGGCCUGUUUGGUAUGGCCAACAGCCAGAUUCCAAUGGUGAAUAUUUGGGACGAUCAUGACAUUAUUGAUGUAAGUUCUCAAAUGGCUGUCGGGUGUAUGUGCUGA